This is a messenger RNA of Crotalus tigris (Tiger rattlesnake), 1644 nucleotides long. It is a transcript of the gene TMEM204, whose product is annotated as transmembrane protein 204. Lineage: Eukaryota; Metazoa; Chordata; Lepidosauria; Squamata; Viperidae. The transcript is spliced from 3 exons. The coding region runs from base 904 to 1584 and encodes 226 amino acids. The record is from RefSeq and is a predicted model, not a curated record.
GGAGAGGGCCGUGGCAGUGGCCCUGUCGGUUGGUUGCAAUCGGCUACGCCCUGCGGUUUCACCAAAACCAGCCGCGCAAACAACCGUUUCCUUUUCAUGGACAGAUAGGAGAGGAGGGGGGGGGGAGAGAGAAAAAACUUCCUUGCAGCAAGGAUUCUGUUUUCCUGCUCCGGCAGUGUGCGGGCUCCGUCAUCGGGGAGGGAAGAGCAAGCAGCGGUGGAGAAGAAUCCCUGGGAAUACACACUCUGCAGCUUGGCAGGACUCUUCCUUGGGGAUGCAAGCCUUUCAUCUCUCUUUCUUGGGGAUUGGCUUUGGCACAAAGCGCUGAAGCCGAGGACCCUCCUGGAGUCGUUCUGAGAAAUUCGGGUGACGGCAAAAGCGUUUCUGGGGUCUUGACACCUCUCAUGCAGGGCCCAGCUCCUUCCCACAUCUGCGCGCCAGAAGGCUGAAGGGACGGACAGCCUUCAAGAGGCAUUUUGGGCCUCGGCUGUCCGAGAACACCACUCCAUCCCCGUAGCCAUUGCCUACGGUCGUCGGACCCUUUGCAAAUUGGGUGUCGGAAAGAAUGCGCCUCCUCAACUUCCAACUCUCCACCAGCUUGGUCCUACUCAAAGGGGAGGAAGGUGGAUAAAGCAAGCCCUGAGGACGAACGAGCAAUCUGGAAGCCUCGCUCUUGCCUUCUUUUGCACAUGGAUUUCUCCUCUCUGCCUCGUGGGUCUUUGUGCGGCCAGAAACUUCCCAGCAGCUGACUUUGAGAAUGAAUGGCGAUGUACUCUAGCCAUUCCUAACGCGCUCCUGCACCUGCCCUUCCACCGACAGACCCAAUUCAAUGUCCUGCAGCUGAUUUGGGGACGCUUGGAUCUUCUCCCAAGAGUGGCUGCCGGCGUUGGGUGACCGUCAGAUAUGACAGUCCAGAAACUGAUAGCCACAGCCGUGUUGGUAGCGCUGGUGUCCCUGAUUCUCAACAAUGCGGCUGCCUUUAGUCCCAACUGGGUGUACCAGACCUUGGAGGAUGGGCGUAAACGCAGCGUGGGGCUGUGGAAGAUGUGCUGGCUGGCAGAGAAGGGCAAAGGAGGUGUGGGCGCAGGUGCCAAGCAUGGGCAAGGGGUGGAGCAUGAAUGCGAAGCCCUGGGCUGGGGUUCAGAGCCCGCUGGCUUUCAGGAGUCCCGAAAUACUGUCAAACUGCAAUUUGACAUGAUGCGUGCCUGCAAUUUGAUUGCCACCGUGGCCUUGACAGCCGGUCAGCUCCUCUUCGUGUUGGGAUUGGUAGAGCUGCCCAUUAUUUCCCAGGAUACCCAGUGGUGGGAAGAAGCCAUCGCUGCUGUGUUCCAGCUUGCCAGUUUUGUUCUGGUCAUUGGUCUGGUGACUUUCUAUCGUAUCGGACCCUACACCAGCUUGUCCUGGUCUUGCUAUCUGAACAUUGGGGCGUGUCUCUUAGCCACAUUGGCUGCAGCCAUCCUGAUCUGGAACAUCCUUCACCGUCGGGAGGACUGCAUGGCGCCCAAAGUCAUUGUGAUUAGCCGCACGCUGACCGCUCGCUUUCGGCGUGGGCUGGAGAACGACUACGUCGAGUCCCCGUGCUGAGAACACGUAGAUGGGAAGAGGGAGAUGAUUCAACUACCACAGGCGGAUCAAAAAAAAAAA